AUGGCAGCCGCGGAUGGUGCGCGGGCUAGCAACCCGCCCGAUCCGUCGGCAUUUGCAAGGCGACUUGCAGAUCCCAAUGCAGAUCUGCGGUCGAAAGCGACGGUCGUCGCAGAGAUCAAAGAAAUGAUCGAGGUGUUUGUCAACGUAGACUACACCAGUUUUCUGAAUGCAGUCCUUCCGGUGCAAAUGGACUUGCUAGAAAGCACGCCCUGUGCGUUCAUGUCGGAUGCGCCUGAGCAGCGCUUACGACAUGGCAUUAUUGAAACUAUAUACCGCUAUCCUCAGCACGAAGCGGCGAAGCCACAUGCCGAGCGCCUCAUGCAGGUCAUGUUGCGUGCAGUGAAGGAGGACAAUGAAGACAACGCUACGAUUGCAUUCAAGGUCAUUAUUGAUCUGCAUCGCUCGUUCAAGUCUGUUCUUCAGAGCCAAGUACAGCCGUUUUUGGAAUUGGUGCAGCAGCUGUACCUGAACAUGCGCUCAGCUGUAGCGGAGGCGUUCGGCACCGAACAGUCGCCCGGCCAGGCUGCGUCUGUGGCGCCUAGCGGCGAGAACGAUGCCUUGCUGGCCUUGUCGGAGGGCCAGGAAGCGUCGCAGGCUGCACCACGCACAUUGCUCAAGAGCUCGCAGAGCUUCAAAGUGCUGACAGAGUGUCCCAUUGCGAUUGUGCUCAUUUUCCAGACGUACCGGAAUGUUGUGAGCUCGUCGAUCAACGUAUUUGUGCCGCUGAUCUUUGAGCAUUGCCUGACGUUGCAAGCGCUGCCGCAGCAGCAAGCGCAUGAGGCCGCACGGCAACGUGGCCAAAUCUUUGUCGGUGUAGCGCCUGGCAUCAAAAACCGCGCGUUGUUUGGCGAGAUGGUCACGACGCAGGUCAAGACCAUGUCUUUCCUGGCCUAUGUCCUGCGUGGGUCGGCGCCGAUUGUGCGCCAAUACGUGCAUUUGCUCCCCGAGGUCAAUGUGCGUUUGCUGAAAGACUGCCCACCGGAAAACGCAAUUACACGCAAGGAGCUGUUGGUGGCUACGCGGCAUAUUCUCUCGACCGAGUUCCGUGAGCACUUUGUGAGCCAAAUUGAUACGUUGCUGGACGAGCGCGUGUUGCUGGGCACAGGUGUUACGACACGUGAACUGCAGCGGCCAUUAGUGGUGAGUAUGAUGGCCGAUUUGAUGCAUCAUGUACGUCAAGAGCUCACGACGGAUCAAAUUGUGAAAGUCAUCAACGUGCACGCACAGCUUCUGCAUGAGCCGACACUGGCGCCGAGUAUUCAGACGAUGUGUGUGAAGCUGUUGCUGAAUUUGGUCGAGACCAUUGUGCUAAAGCAUGCUGAUCGAUCAGUGGCGAUGCUGCAAGGCAUCUUCCAUACGUUCUUGGACAAGCUACCGGAGCUGCAUGACCUGGGCAAGGAUGUGCGUCAGUUGCGGGGUCCCUCCAAGAGCGAGAAUGAGGAGGAGGAUAUGCUGGUAGGCGAUGCCACCGACGAUGAGGCACGCCGCGAAGCUGUACUGAUUGAGCAGGCCAAGCCGAUUCAGUCGUCUGUCGCCGUGCUGGAACACGUAGCGGAUCCGAUGAAGAAUGCGCGCUUCCUCUACCGCAACUUGCUCUUUGGCUUCAAGACACUGAUUUCCGUGUUUAAGCAUCGCGGUAUUCCGGAGCCUGACGGCGAAGUGAUGGGCCGUUUGUUUGUGGGCGGCGUCAAGUGCUGUCUGUUGCAGACGCAGCGCGAUGGUCGGGAAGAGAAGGAUAUGAGCGACUUGUUCACCAAUAUCUUUAUCGACCUGCCCCCCGAGACGUUCCAUGAGGUGUUUUCGACGCACAUGCCGUUCCUGUUCGACCAGAUUCUGCAGGCGCCAGCGCUGCUCGGCAUCCCGCAGAAUCUGCUGUCGAACGAUGCCGUGUCGCGUCGGUUCUCUGAAAUUCUGCUUGCGUUCCUUGUGAAGCGGCUAGAGGAUCUGGGCACGAGCGAUAAGAAGCUGGCCUCUGUGAGUCUGCGUCUUUUCAAGAUGGCGUUCAUGGCCGUGACGAUUUUCCCGGAAGAAAACGAGGCGGUACUGCAGCCGCAUCUUACCCACCUCAUUAUGGACUCGAUCAAGUAUGCCUCGAAAGCGGACGAGCCCACCAAUUUCUUCCUGCUACUGCGUGCUCUCUUCCGCAGCAUUGGCGGUGGCCGCUUCGAGUUGCUGUACAAGGAUGUGCUGCCUUUGCUCCCGCUGCUCCUCGAGAAACUCAACUUGCUGCUCGAUGCGGCGGAGCCGAGUGAGCGCGAGCUGUUUGUCGACUUGUGCCUGACAGUGCCUGUGCGACUGAGUGUACUGCUACCGUACCUAGGUCAGCUUAUGCACCCGCUUGUGUUGGCCUUGCAGUCGUCGUCCGAGCUGGUGAGCCAAGGUCUGCGGACGUUGGAGCUGUGUAUUGACAACCUUACGCAGGAAUUCCUCGAUCCUAUUAUGCAGCCGUACAUUCAGGACAUCAUGGCCGCCUUGUGGAAGCAUCUCAAGCCUCUUCCCCACAACCACCAGCACUCACAUACGACCAUGCGCAUCCUCGGCAAGCUGGGCGGCCGAAACCGACGAUUCUUGCAGCAGCUGCCUUCGCUUUCGUACCAUGCCGGCACGACGCCAAGUAUGGCGCUGAUGCUCUCUGGCACGGUAGAUUCCAUGCCGCUGCUGCCUGCGAUGGACUUGGCUCUAGCACAGCUGAGUGAUAGCGACGAGGCGUGCCAUCGUGCUGCGUUUGAUGUGCUUUCGUCCUCGGCGAUGGUUCUGCUUUCUGAUGCAGGCGACCAUGACCGACGCUACGAGCUGCGUCGUGUGACGGUGGGCCUGUUCCGUGCAUCGUCGCAUGCGGAUCUGCAGGCGGAUGUCAAGACGUUCAUGCUUAGCAUGUAUGCGCAUGUCUUGCACGCCGAGAUUACACGUGACGCUGGCCAAAGCGGCGUAUCGCAGCGCCAUUUGCUCCCUACGACGCUGGUCAUGCUCGAAGCGAUGGCGCAUGCCGUCGAUGGCGUCGAUAUGCGUGGCACGCCACCCCACUUGGACAUCGUUCUGGCCAUUGUGCGGCAGUUCCUGGAAGCCUGUGAUACGACGCCGGCCACGCGGCCACGGCUGGGCCAUACCGUGAUGCAUGCGUUGGCCUCGGCGUUCUGCUCGCGCUGCUACGAGCACCAUUGGCACCGCCGCCUCGGUGGCUGGAUCGGCAUCGAUACGUUGGUGCGUCGGGCGGCGCUGGGCACGACGUGGAUCUCUGACCACCAGCUAGAGAUUGUGCGUGCGUUGCUGUACAUGCUCAAGGACAUGCCUAGUGAUCCGCCGAAAGGCAUUGAGCGUAUUAGCGACACGCUGUACUACGUGCUGGAGCAGGCCUACACCGGCAAAGCGCCCAAAGUCGAAGAAGGCGAUACGAGCCGUGCAGCCAAAGUGUACGCCGAGUCGUCGCCGCACCUGCGCUGGCUGGUGGGCAUCUUGAUCCCUGAACUGUCGUGUGCAAGUGAAAUGGCACGGCAGACCACGCAGCGUACGCUCGAGAUGCUGGCUCGUCUGACGGAGUGCACGAUCACCGACUUGCUGCAGCCCCAGCGUGAUCGAUUGUUCAUGCCGAUCUAUACCAAGCCACUACGUGCGCUCCCCUUCGGCAUCCAGAUCGGGCACAUUGAUGCGAUUCGGUACACACUGCAACUGUCGCCGCCGCUUCCCACGUUCAACGAGGAGCUCUUCCGCGUCUUGACGGAAGCCCUGGCGCUGGCCGAUGCCGACGACCAGGCGUUGAUUGGACGUACGACCUUGUACAAAAACGUCAUGGCACUUACGAAGCUGCGUGUCGUAGCGAUUCAGUUGCUGGCGGCCGCCAUGCAGUGCACCGAGUUCCAGGCGCAGGAGCAUGUCGCGAUGCGUAUGCGCAUCAUCUCUGUGUACUUCAAGUGCUUGUACUCCUUGUCGGACGAGGUGGUCAAAGUGGCAUACGACUCCCUGAAAGCGACAUUGGCACAGCAGAGCAAGCUCCCGAAGGAUCUGCUGCGUAGCGGUCUCCAACCCAUCCUCAUGACGCUGGCCGAUCGCAAUCGUUUAACGGCGGCCGGGCUCGAUGGUCUCGCGCACUUGCUGCAGUUGCUGACCAACUACUUCAAGGUGGAGAUCGGUAUCAAGCUCCUGGACCACUUGUCGGCGUUGGCGGACCCUGCCAUGCUGCGCCUUGCUGCUGGUGGGCCUCUGGAUACCAAUGAGCAGCUCAAGACACUCGCAGCGAUUGUGCGUGUGUUCCAUCUGUUGCCUGAUACGGCGUACCAAUUCCUGCCUCGUCUGCCGAUGUACGUGGCCGAGAUUGAGAUGCAUCUGCGACGCACGGGCCCCACGCCGUUCACUGAGAUGCUCGUGCUGUACUUGGACCGCUUUGCGGAGCAUGCUGUGCGCUACUUUUUCGAGGCGGAUAAGAUCACGAAUCCCAAGCUCCUUCGUCUUCUCCGUCUCUCCCUCCUAUCGCCCAAGGGCGCACAGUUGCGUGCGCAAGUCGAUGCGCAAGCAGACGCAUUGCUUCUCCCACUGCUCACGAAUGCGGCGCAGCGCCCGCUUCUGCAGGCGGCUCUCCAGGUGAUCCAGGCCAUGGUCGGUCAUACGCCCACGUGGCUGUGCACGCAUCGUGCCGUGCUCGAACGCCUUGUGUCCGUAUGGCAAUCGCCUGAAGGGCAUACGCAGCGUCGCGCUGAAGCGGACGUCCUCACACUGCAAACGCCUCUCACGCCGUUGUUUGUCGAGCUCUUCCACUCCGUGUUGCGGCAGGAGCCGCACAUCGACUUGUACAUGGCCUUGCUGGACUUGUACACCUAUCGUCAGACACGUGACUUGACACCGGCAACGCGAUUCGUGUACGAACAUUUGUGCCUCCACGGCACGCUGGAGACGAAGCGGGCGAUCCUCCAUCGCGUGGUAGGCCUUUUGGCCGAUGCGCAUGUGGCGCCGGUCCUCAAGACCCAAGCACUGCGAGUGCUAGUCAACCCGAUCCUCGUGGCCUCGUACGCGCUGCCGUCGGCGACCGACGUGGCAAAGGCCGAGGGCGUGUUGGAAGCUUCGUUGCUCGCCAAUGUGGCCAACCUGGUAUGGCGUCAAGUUCAAGGGCCGGGCGUCGGUGCGCAGCUGUUUGUCGACGAUGCGCUACGUGUAGAGUUGCUGCAAAUGAGCACACUCAUGGUCGAGCAUGGGUCCGAUGUCCUGGCAGCGCAAGGCGCGACCAAGCUGGACGCUAUCAAGUUCGGCUGGGCUUUCUUAUCCGCCGACGAUGUCACCGUGAAGCACGCCGCGUACGUGUUUAUCGCACGCUUCCUGCAAAAGUUCGAGAGCCCCUUGAAAAUCGUGGGCCAGGUCUACAUUGGCCUCUUGCGGCUGCCGCCGAGCGAUGGACGUGCCCUGGUCCGCAAGGCGCUGGAGAUUCUUGUGCCGGCGCUGCCAGAGCGUGUCCCAUGCAAGCCGGGCCAGACGCCGUUGUGGGUCAAGUGGACGAAGCGCACCCUGCUGGACGAAGGCCACAAUACGCUGCAACUUUGCACGAUUCUGCAGCUGCUGACGACGUACCCUGACCUGUUCUACGAGAGCCGCGAGAUCUUUGUUCCGCAUAUGGUCACAUCGCUUGCCAAGCUUGGGUUUGCUAGCAGUGCCACGGCGGAUUCAAAGAAGCUUGCCAUUGAUCUCGUGGAUCUGCUGGUGAAAUGGGACUCGGCAGAAGAGGAAGAGGCGCCGCGCAAGCGGAUCAAGACAAGUGCGGACACGAGUGCCGAGGGCAGUACGUACGCCAUGCCCAUUCACCUGCGUGAAAUGACCGCCUCGUUUGUGGCCCGUUUUGUCUCGCUGUCCAUUGAACCGAUGUCGUCGAAUGAAGUGACGCAUCAUGCAUACCAGCUGCUGGAACAGAUCCUCUCGCACCCUGCCUGGCGCGAUGUGCAUGUACGUCUGGCGUUGCUCCAGCGUGCCUUGAUUCAUACCGAGGUGAGCGACCAGCAUAUCGGCCCUAUUUCCAAUGCGCUGGCGACACUGAAUAUGAUCACACAGCACAGGGAUACAGCGUGGUUCACAUCGCAUGUUGCGCAGCUGCACAAGCUGUUGGAAAAGACCCUGGCGAGCGAUCGCGCGAGUCUUCUGGAAGCUGCGAUGCCGACGUUGCAGCGACUUUGCGCGAUCCUUCCUGCUGCGCCGCCAGGAGACGACGAUCCGCCUCUAAGUGAGGACAUUGCACCUCUAUGUACCAUGGCUGAGACGAUCAUUUCCGAAGGACUCAAGUCGGGUACUAGUUUACAGAGCGGCCUCGCUCUGCUCUCUGCAUGGUCACAUGCGCAUCCUACGUGUAUUGAUCGGUAUCAGCUCCCGCUGAUCAAGACACUUACGCGUCUUACGAAGGAGCACUUGGGCUCACCGGCGAGUGGAGAGACAACCUUGUCGCUAUUGAAGCAAGUGCUUACACUGCUAUGUGCUCGCAUCUCUCACUUGGGCGACCAGCGUCGCUGGUUCCUUAGCGCGAUUGUACAGCUUGUGGAGAAAUCGUCCAGCGUUGAGCUCUGUCGUUUCUUGCUCACUACGAUGCGGACGUGGAUCCUCGAUGCCCGUGAGCCUUUCCCGACCAUCAAGGAAAAGGCCGGCAUUCUUGUCAAGAUGCUGUGCUUUGAGCAGCGCGAUGCAGCGCUGUUCCAUGAGUUUUUGGACCUGAUCUUGGCGAUUUACAAGGAUUCCAACUUGGCGCGCAGCGAGCUGACGGCGCGUCUCGAGCCGGCCUUCCUGCUUGGUUGUCGUCAUACGGAUCCUCAGGUCCGCCGCAGUUUUAUGGACUUGCUGGACGCCUCGCUUACCAAGUCCAUGCCAGGCCGUGUGCUGCAUCUUUUGGGGCACCAGAACUGGGAGUGCUUGGCCGAGCACUACUGGCUUCAUCAGGUCCUUGACUUGGUCCUCGCCGUCGUGGACGGCACAGCUCUGCUUCUUCCUACGCUCAAAGAGUCGCAUGAGAGUGCGUUCAUGGAGCAGAUGCGCACGGCGCAGCUCCAGCCGUUCCUUACGGCACUGCGUACACUGCAGUACCGCGACGUACACGCGGCCGAUGCCUUGUGGCAAGGGCUCUUCCCUGCGAUUUGGCGCACCACGCCCAAGCGGCAUCAGGUGGAGCUGAAUCGCGCUUUGAUUGGAUGCAUGACGCGUGACUACAUGGUGAAGCAAGCCUCUGCCCGUCCCAAUGUCGUGCAGACCUUGCUGAGCGGCGCGUGGGCUUGCACGCCAUCGCUGGAGCUGCCGCCUCACGUGCUCAAGUACCUUGCCAAGACGUUCCAAGCGUGGCAUGUGGCGAUGGAGCAGUUGCAAGACCAGCUGGGAUCGAUGCGAUCCGAUGAUGCAGUGCGAGAGGCGUCGCAAGAUGCGCUGGCGGAGAUGUAUGCGGAGCUGAGCGAAGCAGACUACUUCUACGGCUUGUGGCGACGUCGCUGCAUGUUCCCUGAGACCAAUGCCGCGCUGGCCUACGAGCAAUGUGGCCGCUUCGCCGAGGCCCAAGUCCUCUACGAGGCAGCACAGGUCAAGGGCCGCUCGUCCGGUCUGCCGCUCACCGAGGCCGAGUACCAUCUGUGGGACGAUCACUGGGUCCUAUCUGCGUUGGAGUUGCAGCAGUGGGACAUUCUCGCGGACUUGGCCAAGCUGGAGCACAACGAAGACCUCGCGCUGGAGUGUGCAUGGCGCUUGUCCGACUGGACGGCGGAGCGCGAGUUUCUGGAGCGUUCGUUGGAGCACUUGCAAGUCAUGAGCACGCCACGCCGCAAGGUCUUUGAGGCGUACCUGUCGCUGCUCAAGUCGCAGGCGGCGCCUGACAAGUCGUCCGAGUUUGGCCGGAUUUGUGAUGAAGCUAUCCAGCUUACCCUGUACAAGUGGUACUCCCUUCCGACGCAAGUGUCCCAAGCGCAUGUGCCUUUGUUGCAGAUCUUCCAGCAAUUUGUCGAGUUGCAGGAGGUGAGCACGGUGUUUGCAUCCUUGGCGCACACCAAUGCGACCAACCUCAAUCAUCGCUCUGCGGAGCUCAAGACGCUCAUGCAGACGUGGCGCGAGCGUUUGCCCAACUUGUGGGACGACAUCAAUGCAUGGAGCGAUCUUGUGGCAUGGCGCCAGCAUGUCUUUUCAAGCGUGAACAAGGCGUACUUGCCGCUGGUACCUCUGAUUCAGCGGAAUGAAGGGCCUGGCUCGUCGACCAAUUCGUACGCCUACCGUGGCUACCAUGAGACGGCCUGGAUCAUCAACCGGUUUGCGCAUGUGGCACGUAAGCAUGGCUUGGAUGACGUGUGCAUUAGCUCGCUCACCAAGAUCUACACAUUGCCGAACAUUGAGAUCCAAGAGGCCUUCCUCAAGCUGCGUGAACAAGCACGUUGCCAUUACAACAAUCCCAACGAACUGACUCAGGGCUUGAAUGUGAUCAACAAUACCAAUCUCAUGUUCUUUGCUGCAGCGCAGAAAGCCGAGUUCUUCUCGCUGAAGGGCAUGUUCCUUAACAAGCUCGGCAUGUCGGAAGAGGCGAACCAAGCGUUUGCUACGGCGAUCCAGAUGGAUCUCAACCUGCCCAAGUCGUGGACGGAGUGGGGUCGGUACAGCGAUGGUCUGUUCCGCGAGAAGCCUACAGCUAUGCACUUGGCAGCGAAUGCCAUCAGCUGCUACUUGCAGGCAGCAGGCUUGUACAAGAAUGCCAAGGCGCGGAAGAUUUUAGUUCGUGUUCUUUGGCUCCUUAGCUGCGACGAUGCGCAAGGCACACUUUGGCAGGCAUGUGACUCGUACAAUGGCGAGACACCCAUCUGGUAUUGGAUCACAUUUAUUCCUCAGCUGAUUCAGCUCCUGUCGCAUGCCCAGGCCAAGUUUGCGCGCAAACUGCUUAUGCAGAUCGCCAAGUCGUUCCCUCAAUCGCUGUACUACUACCUUCGUACGAGCAAAGAGGACUUUGCUAUGAUGAAGCGAAACAGUCAGACGUCGGCAGCGCGUGCUGCAGCACGGGCUCGGUCGCACAACGACGAGAAGGCGAGCGCAGACGCAGGAGAAAAGGCAGAGGAGAGCAGGACUGAAGGGGAGACGGACAAGGGCCACCAGGCGAAUGCUGACUCGGCCAAUGCAUCAUCGAACGAAGCGCAGAAGAAGGAGGAGAGCGGUACAAAGGCCGCCUCGGACACGUCGGCCGCGUCGCGGCAUGCGUCGGAGCAUGUGGAAGAGAUUCUGAACAUUCUCAAGACGGCUUUCCCACUCCUUGCGCUUACGAUGGAAAAUAUGGCUGAGCAGCUGCAGCAGCGUUUCAAGCCCAGCAAUGACGAAGACAUUUACCGUCUGACGAAUGCAUUGCUCAAUGAUGCGCUGCAGCAGUACAUUCAUCGCGCUCCAUUGACGACCGACAAUGGCCAGCUGCCUCACACGUCACAGAUGAAUGUGACGUUGUUUGCCGACAAUUUGCCCCCCGGCCCUCUCAAGACCGCUUUUGAGAGUGACUUUGUCCGAAGCAAGCCCACACUUCGCGAAUACGUGGCUCGCUUGCAGCGCUGGCGUGAUCGAUACGAAGAGUCGCUAGAUAAGCGUCCGCGUCGUCAACAUUUGGAGCACUGCUCGCACUACUUGGUCGAGUUCCAGCACCAAAAGUUUGAUGAAGUGGAGCUUCCUGGGCAGUACUUGACGUUGGAGGACAACAAUGCGAACUUUGUGCGUAUCAAUCGAUUCUUGCCAGAGUACGGCCUGCUACGCUCUAACGGUAUGUGCAACCGCCGUAUCACCAUCCUGAGCAACAAGGGCUCGCUUCAUUCGUUUGCUGUGCAACUCCCCUCCGCACGCUACUGUCGUCGCGAAGAGCGAAUCUUCCAGCUUUUGCGUCUGUUGAACACAGUGCUUGAGCGCAAGAUCCAGACACGGAAGCGUGGCUUGGCGUUCAACGUCCCGAUUGCUGUGCCUGUGUCGCCGCAGCUGCGUCUGCUGACGUAUGACGAAUCGUUCAUUAGCAUGCAGGACAUUUACGAACGUCACUGCAGUGAAAUCGGUAUCGGCAAGGACGACCCCAUCGUCGCCUGGGUGGAAAAGAUGCGAAGCACAUGGGACGGUGGAUCCCAUCGUCGUACGAACGUGGACUUUGCCAACUUGCGCAUGGAGCUGUUGGAGGAGAUUAGCGUGAAAAUGAUUUCUGACAAGAUCCUGACGAACUUCAUGGUGAAGACCAUGGCGUCGCCAUCGGAUCUGUGGCUUAUGCGCAAGCAAUUCACGCUGCAAAUGGCGACGACUAUGUUCCUUACCUACAUCUUGUUUAUCAGUGCCCGCUACCCUGGGCGUAUUCACAUCUCACGCUCCAGUGGCGCAGUAAUCAUGUCAGAUGUGGUUCCCACGUUCAGUCCCCAAGCACCGCACUUUAAAUCGCCCGAUCCCACGCCGUUCCGCUUAAGUCCCAAUAUUCAGCACUUUAUUGGCCCGACAGGGAUUGAGGGCAUUGUAACCAGCUCCUUCAUGGCCCUGGGCUCCGCUUUGACUGCGUCGGAACAUGGCUUGGAAGACUUCCUUGGCAUUUUCGUUCGUGACGAGCUUCAGUUCUGGUUCAGCGGCGUGCAGCACCAAGCGUCGAAGAACCUUGAGCCGAAUGUGGAGUUGGUGAAGCAAAACGUGCUGGAAAUCGUGAAAAGGGCACGACUGAUGUCUUGUAAGUAUGGACAUGACAAGACAUCGUCGACGCCCGUCAAUCAGGCCGUAUUGGACCUGAUCAAUUAUGCUAGCCACCCUAGCAAACUGGCUCUCCAGGAUCCUACCUGGAUGCCAUGGCUGUAG
This is a messenger RNA of Malassezia pachydermatis, 10776 nucleotides long. Its product is annotated as histone acetylase complex subunit paf400. Gene Ontology annotation, biological process: regulation of DNA-templated transcription; DNA repair. Gene Ontology annotation, molecular function: protein binding; transcription coregulator activity. Gene Ontology annotation, cellular component: NuA4 histone acetyltransferase complex; SAGA complex; nucleus. Bases 1 to 10776 code for a protein of 3591 amino acids. The transcript has 2 exons. NCBI's taxonomy places the organism in Eukaryota, Fungi, Basidiomycota, Malasseziomycetes, Malasseziales, Malasseziaceae. The record is from RefSeq and is a predicted model, not a curated record.